CCAGACAGCGCCCAUCUGCCACCUCUGCAGUCUCCUCUGGGGCACAGAUAUGAUGGCCCAGCCAUGGUUGUCCUGCUUCCUGCUUCCUGUCCUCAUGGAGUCUGUGGCAGCCAAUGUGGCCCCAACGUUCCUGGCCAACAUGACAGUGGUGACCUUACCUGAGGACCUUCCGGUGGGUGCGGAGGCCUUCUGGUUGGUAGCCAAAGACCAGGACAAUGACCCCCUGACGUAUGGGAUUAGUGGCUACUAUGCCUACUUCUUCAGUGUCACCAAGAACAAUGGGAAAGUGAUCCUGGCCACCUCUCUGGACUUUGAGACACUGUACUUGUUCAGGAUCACCAUCUCCGUGAGCGACGGCCACAACCUAGUGCAGAGGGAAAUGCAGGUGAUCGUGGAUGAUAGAAACGACAAUGCACCUGUUUUCCAGAACACUGCCUUCUCCAUCAGCAUCAAUGAGACCCUGCCAGUCGGCAGUGUGGUGUUCUCCGUGCUGGCUGUGGAUAAAGACUUGGGCUCAGCAGGUGCAGUGGUGUACUCCAUUGAGAAGGUCAUCCCCAGUACUGGUGACAGUGAGCAUCUCUUUCGGAUCCUGGCCAACGGCUCCAUCAUACUCAACGGCAGCCUCAGCUACAACAACAAGAGCGCUUUCUAUCAGCUGGAGCUGAAGGCCUGCGACUCGGGCGGCAUGUACAAUGGCAGCUACGUUAUCCAGUGCUCUUCGCCUGUCUUCCUGUCCAUCUCUGUGAUCGACCAGGCUGAUCUGGACCCCCAUUUUGUCAGGGAGUUUUACUCGGCCUCUGUGGCUGAAGAUGCAGAGAAGGGCACCUCAGUGCUGAAAGUGGAGGCCGUGGAUGGCGACAAAGGAAUCAAUGACCCUGUGGUCUACAGCAUCACCAACUCCACGAGGCCUGGCUGGUUUGACAUUGGGGCAGAUGGGGUCAUCAGAGUCAUUGCUCCCCUGGACCGCGAGCAGCUGCUGGAGGAGGACGAGGAGGUGCAGCUGCAGGUCACGGCCACCGAGGUACACCCUAACAUCUAUGGGCAGGAGGCCAAGGUGAGCACCUGGGUCACACUGAGGGUGCUGGAUAUCAAUGACCACAAACCCGAGUUUUACAACUGCAGCCUCGCAGCCUGCACCUUCACUCCCCAAGAGGCCUGCAUCAACUUCACUGGCUCCGUGGAUGAGCACGCCUCUCCCCACAUCCCCAUCGAUGGCCUCACCAUGGUGGUCUACGAUCCAGACAAGGGCAGAAAUGGCACCUUCCUUCUGUCCCUGGGGGGCCCUGAUGCGGAUGCCUUCAGUGUGUCCCCGGAGCGAGCAGCGGGCUCGGCUGACGUGCAGGUGUUAGUGAGAGCCUCGGCAUUGGUGGACUAUGAGCAGCAGAUGGCGAUGGUGGUGCAGGUUGUGGCCACAGACUCGGUUAGUCAAAAUGUUUCCAUCGCCACAGUGACCAUCUACCUUACAGACACCAAUGACCACAGGCCUACAUUUCCCCAGAGCUUGUAUGUCCUCACUGUGCUGGAGCACAGUGCCACUGGCUCUGUGGUCACCAGCAGCAUCCAUGCCACAGACCCAGACACGGGAGAGUGGGGCCGCAUCACCUACAGCCUGCUCCCAGGAAACGGCAGGGCAGACCUCUUUGAGGUAGAUCCAGUCUCGGGGACAGUGACAGUGAAGAACAGCAAGCUGUUGGACCGGGAGACACAGGCCGUGUACUACCUGACACUGCAGGCCAUGGACGGUGGGAACCAGUCCACCUCCACCAUCCUGCAGAUCCACCUGCAGGACAUCAAUGACAACACGCCCGUGGUCAGUGGCUCCUACAACAUCUUUGUCCAGGAGGAGGAAGGCAACGUCUCUGUGACCAUCCAGGCCCACGACAGUGAUGAGCCAGGCACCAACAAUAGCCGUCUGCUCUUCAGCCUACUGCCUGGCCCCUACAGUCACAACUUCUCCCUGGAUCCUGACACAGGGUUCCUUAGAAAUCUAGGGCCCCUGGACCGAGAGGCCAUCGACCCCGCCCUGGGGGGACGCAUUGUGCUGACGGUGCGUGUGGCUGACUGCGGUGUGCCUGUCCUCAGCACGGAGGUCAAUGUCACCAUCACCGUGGAGGACAUCAAUGAUAACCUGCCAAUCUUCAAACUGUCCAAUUACACAUUCUUUGUGAAGGAGAGGGAUCCAGGAGUGCUGGUGGGUGAGGUGGAGGCCUGGGAUGCAGACCAGACAGAAGUCAACAACCGCAUUAGCUUCAUUCUGUCAGGGAGUGGUGCCAACAGCUUCAUGAUCCAAGGCUUUGUGUUGGGGUCUGGGUGGGCCGAGGGUCGCAUCAGGCUGCCCCCAGACUUGGCCUUGGACUAUGAGGCACAGGCUUCCUACAAUCUGACAGUGAGUGCUGAGAACCCAGACCCGCUUGGGGGGGAGGCUGUGGUAGAAGUCUUUGUGAUUGUGAAGGACGUAAACGAUGAACCACCUACCCUGGACUUGACCUCACUCCGGGGCAUCCGUGUGGCUGAGAAUGGCUCACAGCAUGGCCAAGUGGCUGAGGUGGUUGCCUGGGAUGUGGACACCAAGGCCCAGUUGCAGAUACAGCUUAUGAACGUCAUCUGUACCAAAGAUGGGGUCGACGUGGGUAGCCUGUGCCAUGGCUGGUUCUCUGUGGUGGCCAAUGGCUCUGUGUACAUCAAUCAAAGUGAGGCCAUCGAUUACGAGACCUGUGACCUAGUUACGCUGGUCGUACGGGCCUGGGACCUCACCACGGAUCUCCACUUUCAGCCUUACAGCAACAAUGGAAGCCUUCCCAUUACCAUCGAGGACGUGAAUGAUAAUGCACCCUAUUUUCUGCCUGUGGAAAAGACUUUUGUGAUCAUCCCAGAACUUGUGAUGUCUGGCCAGCAGGUGGCUUCUGUCCAGGCCAGAGAUGAUGACUCAGGGAACAAUGGGGCGAUCCAGUUCUCCAUCCUACAAGUGGAUUUCAUCUCUAAGGACGGGGCCACGACCCCUUUCCAGGGCUUCUUCCAGAUCUCUACCUCCUCCGAGGCCGAUGUGUUCACUGGCAAUAUUGAGCUGGUGACCAGCCUUGAUUCCACUCUCCAAGGCACCUACCAAGUGACAGUCCAAGCCCAGGAUAAACCUUCUGUGAGUCCUGCCCAGGAAGCCAAAAUCACCCUGAAUCUCUUCACUGUGGACCAGAGUUAUCGUGUGCGGCUACAGUUCUCCACACCCAAGGAGGAGGUGGGAGCCAGCACAACAAGGAUCAAGGAGGCUCUCACCCAGGCGACUAGGACUACUGUCUAUGUUGUAAACAUUCGUGACAUAGACUCGGUGUCUCGGGCCCGUGCCCACUCCUACCUUGAUGCCUACUUUGUUUUCUCCAAUGGGUCAGCCCUGACACUUAACGAGCUGAGUGUGAUGAUCCGGAAUGACCAGGAUGCACUGACGCGGCUGCUCCAGCUGGGGCUGGUGGUGGUGGGCUCCCAGGAGAGCCAGGAGUCAGACUUGCCCAAUCUGCUCAUCACUGUCAUCAUAGCACUGGGGGUGGCUUUGCUGCUGGCCCUUGUGAUCAUGACCGUGGCCCUCGUGUGUUUGCGGAAGAGCUACCACCGGAAACUCUGGGCUAUGAAGGCUGCCAAAGAGGCCCGGAGGACAGCAGCGGGGGUGAUGCCCUCAGCCCCUGCCAUCCCAGGGACUAACAUGUACAACACUGAGCGGGCCAACCCUAUGCUGAAUCUCCCCACUAAUGACCUGGGCUUGGAGUACCUCUCCUCUGGUGACUUGGAUUACCUCAGCCUCAACUCCUUGGAUGAAAAUUCCGUGGAUCUGGAUAACAGCCAUCGGGAAGUCAAGCAGGAGCUGCAGCAGAGUCAGCAGGGGCCGGCUCCAGAGCCCCUGAGGGUGGUCCUGUCGAGAAGGCAGGCAGUUGCAGGGACACAGCAGCAGCAGGAGCUGUCCUUCACCAAUGACAGCCUGGACACCACAGACCUGUGAGGGGGGCCCCACUCUCCCAGGCCUCCUCGAAGAGGCCCCAUGAUUCCCUAACUGGAGAUAAUAAUAUAUAUCCUAUUGCUUUGC
Molecule: messenger RNA, 4069 nt
Organism: Nycticebus coucang (slow loris)
Lineage: Eukaryota; Metazoa; Chordata; Mammalia; Primates; Lorisidae
Gene: CDHR2
Product: cadherin related family member 2
Exons: 32
Coding region: 50-3985 (1311 amino acids)
Biological process (GO): homophilic cell-cell adhesion
Cellular component (GO): catenin complex; plasma membrane
Molecular function (GO): calcium ion binding; cadherin binding
Source: RefSeq, a predicted model, not a curated record